This is a messenger RNA of Orbicella faveolata, 1116 nucleotides long. RefSeq lists its product as uncharacterized. Lineage: Eukaryota; Metazoa; Cnidaria; Anthozoa; Scleractinia; Merulinidae. The record is from RefSeq and is a predicted model, not a curated record.
GAGGGAGAGACGUUUCGUUCCUAUGUGGAAAGAAUGGAAAUGUUCUUCAUGGCAAAUAAUAUCAUGGAAGAAACAGGCGAGGGUAAAGAGGAAGCCAAUCUCGCAGUUGCAAAUAGAAAACGUGCUAUCUUUCUGACUGAGAUUGGACCCGAAGCAUAUUCUACCCUGAGCAAUCUGCUGGCACCAGUGAAACCAAAAGACACUCCUUUUGCUGACAUUGUCAAAGCAUUAGAGGAACAUUACAAUCCAGCGCCAUUGGAGAUAGCAAAGAGUUUUCAUUUUGGAACUCGCUAUCAAAAACAAGACGAAUCCAUCAGUGACUUUAUUGUGGCCUUGAAGAAGUUAUCAAUUCAUUGUAACUAUGGGGAGUUUCUCAACCGAGCUCUGAGAAACCGUUUUGUGUGUGGAUUGAACAAUCCCAAAAUACAGAAUAAACUUUUGAACACCGAGGAUCUUUCUUUUGAGAAAGCGUGCCAGAUUGCAAAGUCAAUGGUCCGAGAUGGCAGAGAAGAACACCCAAGGCAUAGUAAAUAAACUGGAAACUGUAAACACUAAGGAACCCUCAUGUUACCGGUGUGGUGGUAAGCAUGCUGCACCUAAGUGUAAAUUUAAGUCAGCAAAAUGCUACAAACGUAGCAAAGUAGGUCACCUUGGAUCAGUUUGUCGCAGUAAAGAUGUUGAGUCUAGCAUGAAAACAAAACAACCAGGAGCUAAAGGUAAUGUUCAUAGUGUGUUAGAAUCAAACACAGAAGGUUGUGAUGAUAAUGACGAGUUAGGUAUCUAUUCCGUGUAUGCAGUUGGUACAGAUAAUCCUACCAACAAAAGUUAUACUGCAGAAACGACCAUAAAUGGCUCACCAUGUGCAAUGGAAGUAGACACUGCAGCUGAUUACUCAAUAAUGAGUAAGAGCACACACUCUCAGAAAUUCAUUAACUUUCCACUUCGUCCAUCAAAAGUUGAAUUGAAAACCUAUACGGGUGAAAUCCUUACAGUGUGGGGUGAAAUGCUGUGUGAUGUAGUGUACAAGGGCCAUGAAUAUACAUUUCCAAUUAUUGUAGCUGAUUAUGAGAAGAAGCCUACUUUGCUGGGAAGAAAUUGGUUAAACCAUAUAAGGCU